This is a messenger RNA of Anopheles arabiensis, 9751 nucleotides long. RefSeq names its product unconventional myosin-Ib (gene Myo95E). The record is from RefSeq and is a predicted model, not a curated record. The coding region runs from base 700 to 4488 and encodes 1262 amino acids. Gene Ontology annotation, molecular function: actin filament binding; ATP binding; microfilament motor activity. Gene Ontology annotation, cellular component: vesicle; actin cytoskeleton; cytoplasm. Lineage: Eukaryota; Metazoa; Arthropoda; Insecta; Diptera; Culicidae. Gene Ontology annotation, biological process: vesicle transport along actin filament; actin filament organization. The transcript has 17 exons.
AGUGGGGAGGAAAAUUUCGAAUGCAUGGGGAGAGGCAGAAGCAAAAAAAAGUUGGACAGUGAGGGUUUUCCAACUUGCUCCGUUCGUUUUCGUUCACCAUUCUGCGCUCGGUGCAGAAUGUAAAAUUGCCUUUGCCAAAGUUGCCCACUUACUCUUUAAUGUGUGUCCGUGUGUAAUUGUGUUAUUGUUUAGGGAUUUCCUGUGGUUUUUGCUAGUGAGAAAUAAGAAAACGAAAAGUGUUGCAAAUGAGCUACGGUGUAUUGAGAAGAUGUUUUCCUUCCUACAAGCUUUACCUACGAAUAACAAAGCAGUUGGGCCAGCAGUGUGCAAGAAGCGUUGUAAAAUAUCUCUAUUAAAGCAUUGCUAGUGAAGUUAAGUGUAUGGAACCAUUUGCAAACGUUUCCGAGGUAGAUUGAAUUAGGAUAAAUCGAUCCAAGGGUAAGGGAAUUGAACUGUUCUGUUUCCACCAAAGAAAACCCCACCACGCCAGCAACGCCUACUGACAGCUCGUGUUACGAAGCAAGGGGCAUGGAAAAGGAAUUAAUGUGCAUCAUGUAAUCGGCGCCCUUGGCAUGCUGCGAUGGAUGCUGCUGCCUGUGCAAGAUAGAGACCGAUGCAUUAGUGAACCGAUUAGUGGUCCGAUUAGUGGCCUUGCCGAUUUUCACACCGAUUCCGAUUUUCAAGGAGGAAUUGCGUCUAAUGCGGAAAAGCGCUAAAACGGAUGCUGGGAAAAUACCCAACAUGGAGCAGGAAAUUGGUAGCUGGGAUUCGGUGCUGCUGGAGAAUCUCUCCGAGGAGAGCUUCAUCAAUAACCUUCACCAGCGCUAUAAACGGGAUUUGAUCUAUACCUACAUAGGGACGUUUCUAGUUGCCCUGAAUCCGUACAAACCACUGCAGAUCUACAACCCGGACCAGGUUCGCAAAUAUGCUACCAAGAGCCUCUUUCAGUUGCCGCCACACAUAUUUGCUUUGGCGAAUUCGGCGCAUCAGUUUCUCCUGAACUACAAUGAAGACCAAUGCAUUAUAAUGGCGGGAGAAUGCGGUUCAGGCAAGACGGAAUCCUCGCACAUGAUAGUACACUUCCUGACACAGCUGUCGGAGAUGCGGCGCUGCCGGGCGCCCAUCUUUUCGCUUCGCGGCUCCAAUCCAAACUCGAGACAAUCGACACCGAAGCAUUCCACAAUCAGUCGCGUUGGGUCAUCGUUUGAAAGUGCCGCCCCGUCCGGUGGCCGACUGGACAGCAUCAUGAAGUACAACUCAUCGAGACAACAAAAAUGCUCACACGAAAAAACUGUCGAGUUCGAUCUGAUUUCGCACCACAAGAGCACGGAAAACCUUCCCGCGAUGGUCAACUACGGCUUUAUGCCGGUAGCCACCAUGCCAAAGUGCUUGAAGCACUCGAACCAAUCCAUCAGCCGCUCGACGGAGGGCAACGAAUUUCCGACCAAAUCGACGCUCAAAUCGGCUACCACCAUGGGCUCGUGCCCGAAGCACAACUGUACCAGCAGCCAUGCCGAGCUGAACCGCAUGUGCGGCGGAGCGUCCCCGUCGCCUUCGCUGCAAAAGCGCAGCAACUUAAUGCGCUGCUGCCAUCAGAACAGCAACAACAGCACCCGCUCGAUCCACAAAUCGUCCUCCUCGAUUGCAUUGACGCACGAUCACGGGACCACAUCGCCGUCGACAUUCCACCGUCGGCAGAUAUUGAAAUCGAUCUCGAAAGAGGUUUACAUUCGCGAUCUAGAAUUGCAAAAAAUGCGCGAACGCGUCGCGCAAGCAGAAAUCUUCCUGGAAGCAAUGGGCAACGCGGUGACGGUGAAGAAUAUCAACUCGAGCCGCUUUGGUAAAUUCUUUGACAUCGAGUUCGAUUACAAGGGCGAUCCUGUCGGGGGACAUUUAACAUUAUACAUGUUGGAAAAGUCUCGUGUUACCACACGCGCUUCUGGGGAGAGAAACUUUCACAUCUUCUACCAACUACUCUCCGGUGCCGACAUUCAACUGCUCAAAUCACUUAAAUUGCAACGAAACAUCGAUAAGUAUGAACUGUUGAAAAAUACCUUCGCAAACGAAGACGAUCGAACGAAUUUUACUUUCACCAAGCGUUCACUGGAAAUAUUGGGCUUCGGUCAGGACGAGAUCUUUUCGAUAUUCACCAUUUUGGCCGUAGUGCUCAAGCUGGGCAACCUGACGUUCAUUCCAACCACCAACAUUGACGGUAGCGAGGGUUGCGAAAUCUCCAACGAGUAUGAACUGGACGAAAUUGCUCAACUGCUGCAGUUGGAUAAUCAAAUGCUCUUCAACUGUUUAACGCGGUUGGGCGACAACUGGGCACAGCUCGAACCGGACGGAACGGAAAUCGAUGCCAGCUACGCAUCUCGCAUCAAGUUCACCCUAUGCCGCACACUGUACGGACGGCUGUUCACAUGGAUCGUUUCCCGGGUGAACGACGCUCUGAAGCUCAAGACCAGUGGGACGGUCGGGAGUCGAGGGAAAACAAUCGGUCUGCUGGAUUUUUACGGUUUCGAAGCCCUGGAAAAGAACACCUUUGAUCAGUUCGCUAUCAACUACUGCAACGAACGGCUGCAGCAGCAUUUCAUUAAGAGCGUCCUAAAACACCAGCAGGAUUUGUACGUGAAUGAAGGGCUGGACUGGAUACGGAUCGAUUUCUUUGACAAUGCUCCGAUCUGCGAGCUGAUCGACAAACCUUGUUUCGGCAUACUGCACCUGCUCGAUGAGCCGCAGGUCGUCAACGAUGGGCUCCUGCUCACGCGACUCCAUCAGUGCUGUGCUGGUCACACAAACUUUCUCGCACGCGAUGCAUCACUGCCUUCUAAUUGUUUCCAAGUGCGCCAUUUUGAGGGUCCCGUGGUGUACACGACAAACGGGUUCAUCGAGAAAAACCUGGACCUGUUGCCGAGACAUAUUAGCAGUUGCCUGUUUCAGAGCGAUCUACUAAUCGCUUCGUGCCUCUUUCCGGAAGGAAACCCGAAGCGCCACUCGAAUCGCAAACCAUCGAGCUUAAGCAACAACUUACGAACCUCGCUGCAGACGCUGUUGAAAUUGCUCGAACAGCGUUCAAACCAUUACAUCUUCUGCAUCAAACCCAACGAACUAAAACAGGCGAAAAUGUUCGAGCUUGGGUUGGUGCAGCAUCAAGUGCGCUACCUUUGUCUAAUGCCGCUGAUAAAUCUGUGGCGCAAUGGGCAUUGUUUCAAUAUGGUGCACGCCAGAUUCUUGGCACGAUAUAAGCUGCUUUGCCAGUACACUUGGCCCCAUUUCACUGGGACGAUCGUUGAUGGUGUGGCGCUGAUCAUACGCAGCGUACCGUUGCCCGGAGCUGAGUUUACCAUUGGCCGCAAGAAGGUUUUCAUUCGCAGUCCCCGCACGGUGUACGAGCUGGACGAGUUUCGUAAGGUGCGGCUGAACGAGUUGGCCAUAUUGAUACAGAAGACGUACCGCUGCUACACAAAGCGAAAACGGUUCCUGACGCUACGCCACAGCCAACUAAUCAUUGCGAGCUACUGGCGUACCUGGAGAGUGAGUUGCAAAGACAAAAGGAUCAUGCCGCGGGGUUUAAUAACCAUAGCAUCCGUUCGACGGUACUCCUUUUUUUUGCAGGAACGAGAAAAAAUACGACUCGUCGAGUUUCGGAAACAGGCACUGUGGGCAGUGCAAGUGAUUGGAAGAUUUUUUGUGCUGCUUAAAACACGCGAAUUUCUGUUGACACUGUUGCUGCGUCUACCGCACGAUAACAUGAGCCCGAUCUGUCAUGAGUGGCCGUCGGCACCAACGUUCCUAGCGGAGACAUCCCAGCUGCUGCGUACGAUUUUUCAUCGCUGGCGAUGCUACAAGUAUCGCAAAUCGUUCGAUCAACCAGCCCGAAAUCGUAUGCGCGAAAAGGUUACCGCAAGCAUCAUAUUCAAGGAUCGCAAAGUGUCGUACCCGCGCAGUGUAGCCCAUCCGUUUCAUGGCGAUUACAUACGGCUGCGACAGAACAUUCAGUGGAAGCGGGUCAGCUGUGAGCACAACGAUCAGUAUGUCGUGUUUGCGGACAUCAUCAAUAAGAUUGCACGAAGCAGUGGCAAGUUCAUUCCGAUAUUGUUGGUCAUCUCGACGAACUCAAUGCUCCUGCUGGAUCAGAAAACGAUGCAGAUUAAGUACCGUAUCCCGGCGUCGGAGAUAUACCGCAUGUCGCUCAGUCCGUACUUCGAUGAUAUUGCAGUGAUACACAUCCGCGCAUCUGAAAUAGGCAAAAAGAAGGGAGACUUUGUGUUCCAAACGGCACAUUCGAUCGAAAUAGUAACGAAGCUGUUUCUGGUGAUCCAAAAUGCGACUGCCAAAUCGCCGGAAGUAACUAUCAGUACCGAUUUCGAGGCUAACUUCGGAGGACAGACGGUCAUAUUCACCUUCAAGUGCGGUGGCCUGGUAGACAAUCCGUACAAUCAGACGCGCGUCACGCGCAAGGGAAAUCGGAUGGAGGUGAUCGUGUAACAAAACGCCUCCCCACCGGCACAGACGGCUCUCGUGGAAUGUCGCUCUCGGCGACGUUCCCUGCUGGUGGUCGACAGCUACACAGACGACGACGGUAUGGAGUUUGGGGUCCGGGGCCUCGAGUUUGCGUAGGCUCCGUUUUUUUGAGAAAUAGAAACACGAAGCCGGAAAAGACACGAUACAGUAUGUGCAAGUGUGUGUGUGUGGCAGAAAGGAAUUAAUCAAUUAGCAAACCAAAAGCAAGCCAAAUUUGGCUACACCAAUCUGAUGUAUUGGUUACCCUUGUGGACCGCGGUAGCAAAGCAAUUCUUUACCUAUUAGUAGUUAACAUCCCUAGAUCUUACCAUUGAAUGUCAGCAAACUAAAAACAAAACUGUUAGAUUUUCGAUCGGGAGGCAACCAACUCUCUUUUCCCACCCUGACACGCAAAACUUUAGCUUCAUUAGCCGCAAUUCUAACACUAUAACUCUUUCGAUAUUUCUCCGUCACCGCAGCACGUGUCACAGGAGAAUUGUUUGUUUUGUUCAUGAAGCAGACAGAGCUUCCCGGGAAGUUUUGUCGUAUUGUGUGCCAAGGACUAGCGGUCGACGCAGCAGGACAAGAACAAAUACGAUUGGGUGCGUAUGUGUGUUUUUAUACUAAUACUUUCUAAUGCGAAUGGCAAUUGCGUUAGAAUGGUAGUUUGAAUUGAGGAUAGUGAUUUAGCACGGCGAUCGAAUUUACAAAACAAUAUCUGCCCUGUCUAUGCUAUAUGGUUGCGACGCUAGUGGGAUAGAUGCGUUGAGCGUUAACAGCAGCAAACAGGUAACAAACGAAGCACACGCCACAGACGGAUAUAUGUCCAGGGGCAGCACAGUUGAUGUUAGUUGAAGUUUCCUUGUACGAUUUUACUGAGACGUUUAUAGCGACGUGUUUUAUCGUGUAGGUGUACCGAUGAGUGCAAAAUGUUCAUAGCCAUCCAUCCGCUGCACAAUGGCAACAUUAGCUGGAAGGCAAACAAUCGCGAAAGUAGCAAACCGAGUUUAGAAUGUUUAGGAAAAUCGAAUCGUUAGAUGUGGGGGUGUGUGUGUGUGUGCUGGACAAAUCGGGACAUUCGAUUCAACUGUCUAUGGUGGCAUGCGUUUCAAAGGUCUGUCUCACGCGCCAAACAACUCAAUCGUACGUAAUUAGUUUGUCCACUUAAUACUCCAGUUAUGCGGUAUAGACAGUUGAAUCGAUUACCCCAACAGAGUUCCCUAACACCUGUAAGACAUAGCAAUGAAUGGGAAAUGUUCGUCAAAUUAACAACUCAAUGAAUCACUCAAAGUAGAUAGUAGAUUUGUUAAUGUGUAUAUCCCUGAUAAAACAAAGUUUAAGUGGCUAUCGCCGUCGGAGUCGUCGGAGUCGUCGUCGUCGUCGCCGUGAUCGUGAUAUGUUAACAAUUCCUACGUUUUGUAAAACCAUGUACGGGACCCAUAAGCUAGUUUUUUACACACGCACAGUAAUUAGCGUUGAACCGAUGGGAGAUCUAUUUUGAUAAUAGUUUUCGUCCUGUCUCUAGAGCCUUACCUGUUAAAUUGAUUAGUAAUUGUAAUCACCGUAGCGGUAUUUUUGCGUGUAUGUAUGUGUGCGUGUUCAGGACGUGUAGAUUUCUAAUCGUACCGGUAUGUUGUUCACAUUCUGUUCUGUGCUGUAUAUGCCUUUGUUCCUCUCAAUAGUUACACCCGAGUAAAAAGCAAUGAUAUUUGGCGUUUGGGCAAAGAAGUAGGUGUCCGAGAAGGCGGAUAAGGUUGCACCAUUCAAACUGGAAUCGUAUUGGAAUGCAGACAGCGCGUGCACUGUUCUGCCAUCACCAAACCAAUCAAAUGCCUGCCCAAAAUACACGCACCGCGGGCUUUUAUAAUUACAUGUCGGCUCUCGGUCGCCUCGUCCUUACAAUGCGCUAAUGUCCUCCUCUAUGGGUUGUGCGAUAUGAUAUGAAAAGGGAUAUUGCUGUGGAAGCAAAAACCAGUGUCAAUACAUAAAGAAACAAUCACGCUUGGACGUUUUUAUUCUAAACGCUAACAAAACAAACAAAAACACUUUACAAAGGGCAUUAUUAAACAAACGUACCUUUCCAUGCGGCUCGAUCACUCGAUCGUCCGAAAGCAGUGGGUGGAAUAUUUUAUAAAGCCUGUUGAUCGGUAAGGGAAUAAUGAUCGGUCAACAUUUAAUCUAGAAACAAACAGAUGUCGUUCUUUAUUGCGUUACCAACACACACACAAAAAACAAAAAACAAACAAAGCAUAUUUGUCGAUCGAUCAGUAUACAUGAUCUUGUGGAACAUUUUGCCCUAGUCUUAAAUCAUCGUUGUUUAUACGUUUCUUUCUUCUUCUAUUCGCUCGAUAAAAACUGACCAGACACCACCAUGUCCGAUCGGGAAGGAUCGUUUGAUGGAUGGAUGAUUCGUUAAAUAAUUGAAUGCUUUUUAUAUAACACACACAUUUCUUAACAAUCGAUAGAAUAUAUAGAGAGCAAUAAUGCGAUGGUGAUUGUGUGUAGCAGUUGUGCUCUUGUAAAACCAUUUUGUAAAUGAAUAAUAGUUCGCAAAAAGCAGAAGAAAAAAAUACGUGACGAUCGAUCUCGAUCCCGUUCCAUAGGGAGUGGUGGUGGAAGCGUCUAGCGCUAGUACGAUGUAAUAGAAAGUGUAACUGACAUCCAGUUAUUUUGUACCAUUCUAGCAAGGCGAGAAAAAGGAUAGUGCAUUACCACAUGUACCAGAUCAUUAACGUAACCUAAAUAUAUUAAUAUUUAUCAUUAGGAACAAUAUCUCCCUCUCUAUAGCCAACAUGAUUCAACCCUACACGGAAAACAGAUAACAAACACACGAUUACAACUACUUACACACACACACAAACACAUUUGAAAAUUAAAAUAUACUGAAGCGCAUUACACUAAGUAGAUGAACACAGUACAUUCCAUACAUAUAUAAUGUUAGUGCCAAAUGAAAAUUAAAUUGAAAGCAAGUAGCCAAAUUCACCAUAAACCUUACUACUUAUACCGAAGAAUAACGUCGAAAGGCCAAACCGGAGACACUGUUUUCCUUAAAUCCAAUACCGAAAAGCGGAAAGGGGAACGAAAGUGUAGCCUGUGCGCAGGGCCCGGCACGUUGUUGGUAGCACGUGCCAUGGUGCCCAGCAGAGCCUGGGGAGUGGGGCUGGCCGCAUUAUAUGAAGAUGGAGAAUUUGGAGGAAACAAAUCAAUGACGCUUAAUAAUACUUAUAAAUAUAUACAUACACAUAUAUACAUAGAUAUAUAUACAUACAUAAAUGGAAUAGAAAUACUUAUGACCUAUAUUGUAACAGAAGAGUAAAAAAGUAAACAAAAUGAUAUUAUUAUAGAGACAACUGAAGAGGUAUAUUAAAAAUAGACGAAAACUAAUGCAACGUAACGGCAAGCUGUUAAACCUGGUGGGCAAAUAACGUUUUGCCAGAAGAUCCAGAACUCGCAUUCCUUCGAUGGAUAGGAAUUUCCAAACCGGACAAAAGAAUAAUGGUUAAAGAUAGAUGUGAAAUGUUUUUUCUAUACGUAUAUAUAUUUUCCAACGAAACAUUAAUCAGUCGCACCUUUUGUGUCCAACUGUAUAUCUAAAAUGAUAAUCGUAUGUGCGUAUGUAACGUACGCGAUUUCGGUUUUGCCAUACUUAACCAGCUACCCAAGAGCGAUCUGCUUCAUAAAAAUUGUGACCUACCAAAAAAACAAAAAAGGGAAGAUCGUUCGGAGGGCGGGGUAGUUUUAAAUGAUAGAUUUUUUUAAACUAAUCAUACACAUAUUUUUUAUUUAUUUUCAUGCAGUGAGCCAUUCCUUUGAGAAACAGGUUACGUAAAUCGAAUAAUAAUUAUUGUAAACUGAAACCGGAAAGUCUUCUAGUCUGUCGACAAUUUGUUAGCAUAGCUCAACUAGGAUCGAACGGAGAGCGUACAGAGAAACAAACAAACAAAACUAUGUAGCGAGUUACUACCGACGACGAGGUACAUACACGGUACACAGACAACAAAACAGUGGAAUACCGAACAACAACCAAACGGCCACAAUCACAAACUGAAAUGUGAAAGCGUACAGCAACCGAAAGCACAAACAGUGCCGCCCUUGAAUGGAUUGCAAAACAUAGUAACAACAGCCAAGCAACAACAAAAAAAGGAAUUAUACGGGAGAUAGAGUUAACAUUAGCGAUUUUAUGAAAAUUUUCCUCGACGGUGAAAACCGGAGCCAACCGCGCACGAUAACGGUCGUCAACGAUCGGCGGAACGAUGAGGAGUAUGACGGAGUGAAGGGGGGGGGGGUGUAAGCAAAUUAAUGGAAAAUAAGUAGUACUUACUAAAGCGGUACACAAACGGUGGGAGGUAAAAUUGGAGGUAGAUGAUAGAACUGUAGCGUAAUUCUGCCCCUAGUUAUUUCCUUCCAAUUUCUCUUCCAAUACUCCUAGUGCGUAAAACGAUAAACUAAUGAAACGAUGGUAAAAAGCAACAGCAAAAAUUAGACCCUCCCUGGAAUUAGGCAUGUUAGUGCAGUUUUCGUUCUGCAACUGAAAUCCUCUCAUCAUUCAACGAUCCUAUGGUGAACACGCGAGGGAUGGAGUAAUUGCCGGUUUAUUCACAUGUUCACUUCAAGGAAGCAAUCACAUUACAUCAAACCCACAAAGUACAGCUUUAUUUUGAUUAUGUUCGACCUUAUUUCUUACCGAAAUAUUCUUUCGAGUCAGCAAAACCAUGAACGGUUCCACCAUCAUGGUUACAUGAUAUUUUAACACAAAACAAAAUAUAUACAUAUAGACAUACAAACAAAAAGCAGAUAUAUUGGAAAGUGGAACAUCUGAAUUGUUAUAUGCACUAGAAGAAGAAGGGAGGGGGUUGCGCCAGGCGGAAGGAAACGACAGCCGAAACGGAACGGAGUUACGAGUAUCAGUUACCGAAUAUAUAUAUAUAUAGUUGCGAAUAUUAUAAUUACCGUCUCACUCCAUUGUUAGAGCAAUAUUUUUAAUUAUACAUACAUAUCUUCAUCAUUAGCAGCGACGAAGCAGCAGCAGCAGUAGUAAGGGGGCGGUAAGCCAAAACAAUGGAGACGCACUGGUAAACGGUGGAGCGUGUUGAAGUGCAUUGAAAGAUUGUGAAAAGGAGAAAAAAAUCAUUUUUAACACUGCAAUGAGAAAGAUCGAUGAUGAGGAUGAUCGCGAAAAGGAAGAGCGCAUAACGCAACUAUGAGAAAAUGGAACAAAAUACAGAAUCAUUUAGUAUCUUACCUAAAA